ACUGCAAUACCACUGAAUUUGACAACUAUGUCUCCUGUGAGAAUGAUCUACCGCAAUAAGAUCUACCGGGAAGGAAAAAACACCAAGAACUUCACAUCCAACAAUAUGAGUAGAUAAUGGAAUAAAUGAUAUGACGACAACUGAUUUCAUCAUCGAGUGAGAGAUAUCAGCAGCGGUUUUUGGAGAUUUUGAGAGACAGCAUGCGAACUGGAUUCUUUCUGUUUCAUUUCCUCGUUCCCAUUUUCAUAGAGGGAUGCUGUGCGAUAAAUUACUCAAACAAAUUUACAGGCUUUCGGCAGGAUGCUGCAUAUCUGCACUACAGAGCUGUAGAGGGGGAAAUCUUUAUGAUGCCAUGUGUUACCCAGAAUAUGAUGACUGUAUGGUCCAGAACUGAAGAAGACAAAGAGGCAAGCCAAGGACCAACAUUUGACUGUGGAAAGAUGUUUGUAGCUGAAGUGAAACAUUCUGGAAAGUACACAAGCUUUACUGGUGGCAGCAAGUUUGUCUUCACUCUGCAGGUGGUGGGAAAGAUCGCUCUGGGAUGCUUUCUGCAGAACGAGAGCAGUGUGAUGCUGCGUAUGCAUGCUGGUGAAACAAUUUCCUGCCCAGGCCUCACCUGUAGUAAUAACACAGGAGUUGUUUGGUUCAAGGAAAGCAAAGCUGUGCCGACACAACCACAUUUUAAAGCAACUAAGUCUCCCGAAAUCAGAAAUCCUUCUGCCAACAAAACAGAAGAAGUGGUGCUUGGUCAGCCUCACAUUCUGACAUGUGAGGUGUAUUUUGAUUUUGAAAUAGAGUUUUCCCCAAAGGUGCAGUGGUUCAUGAACUAUGGUGGCAACAUGCAUAAUAUGACUCUGCUAUACAUGGAGAAGCCUCGACAGAGGGAAGUGAAAUUUGAAUUGUCCCAGGGCAUACUGUUUGAGGUAAUACAAACAGCCAUUAUAAAAGAAGUGAUGCCGCAGCACUUAAACCACACAUACACCUGCAUUGCUGCUAAUACUGUUGGAAACACGAGUGCCACAAUCAAGCUUGAAAAGAAAAGUCAAGUUAAGUGGUCAUCGCUGGUUGGGUAUCCCCUUGUAUCCUUCCUGGUUUUAGCUGGGCUGGGAAUCACCUUGCAUGUAAAAUGGCUGGAAUUAACCAUUUUCUGCAGAUCCCACUUUCAAUGUGGAAACAAUAAUGAGGAGAAACAGUUCGAUGUGUUUCUGUCAUACGUUUUGGGUUCAUCCGUUCAUUCAUCAGCAAAAGUGGCCAGAGAUUUGAUCCUUUCUACCAGAACAGGGUGUCAGGAUCAUGAAGAAGACAUUCUAAACAUAGAGAGUAGAGCCACUCAGAGGCCACUCGAAAUGCUCCUACCACAAGUGCUAGAGGACCAAUGGGGGUAUCGCCUCUGUCUGCUGGAAAGGGAUGUACUUCCAGGAGGAGCUUAUACAAACGAUGUGUUUCUUGCAAUAAAAAACAGCCGGAUGCUUAUCUGUGUGCUGUCAGAAGACUAUUUCAACAGCAGCAGCGCUAUGUUUGUACUGGAAUCAGGAAUCCAGGCUUUGCUGCAAACGUCUGCUCUCAAACUCCUUUUAAUAUGGACCUGUGGACACCCCGCAUCCCUCAUCGAUCCUGAUCUCCCGUUAUCCAAACUUGCCCAAAGGGCCUUGAGGGUGCUGCCCAGUCUGGACUGGAGCGCAGACGAAUCUUCUACAACCACCUUCUGGAGCUCUUUAAGGAAAGCCACCCACUUAAUGAGGGUAGAUUCACUCAUAGUACCGAUGACAGAACUGUGAUACAAAUGACAUUUUCUAGAACAGAAGGUUCUAUUUUAUUUAACUAAUUUAGUUUGCAUUACUUCAUAAUGCUGGAACAUAACCCGUGUAACCCCGUUCUUUUCUGAAUGUUUAAGGUGACAAAACCUGCAGAUGUGGGAAAAAAUUACCAUGUUGGCAGAAACACAAAACCAUAAUGUGACAUUUUCAAAUGUGGGAAAAGUGAGUCACCUCUAUGCAAAGCUCAGGGUGCCACUGUUUUGUAGGAAUUUCCAUCUGCAGUCAUUUAUCAGUUUUACUCUGCAAAGUCAUCAAAUUGUUUGACAAAACACUUUACAGCAUCAAGAAUAAGAAAUACACAAAUAUGGAGACUAAACAAUUCACUGUUUAUAUGAAUGCAUCAGUGUAGUUCAUUAAGUUACAGCUGAUAUGCAUUAAACAAUUUGCAUAUAGACUUCAGACAUGUUUUUAAACAAAUACUGAGAAGGAAUUUGGUGAAAAACAAAUUGUGGUAUGAAUGUUGACAUGUUGAUGUCAGCACAAAAGUUGGGUGACACAGCAAUGUAUGUUAUGGAAAAUGAAUUCCUGAAUCUCCUUCAGGUACUGGAUAAGUCAGGGAGGUAAGAAAUUUAGCUGAAAUAAAAGGACAUGUAUAUCUCUGAUGUUAAGGUAGCCAUGAAAGGGGGUUGUAAAAGUGCCUGAUCACUGAUAUAUUUCAAGCAACAAAGAUUUAUGUACUAUGGUUGUUAACAUUAAAAUGGUAUCCAUGUCAUGGCUACAUGAUCAAGGUUUAACACAGCUGACAACUACAAAAACAUUUAUCGUGAUGAUUAAAUUAAUCGAUGCAUAUCUCUACAGCAAGUUUGCCAGAUUUACUGAAGCAAAAA
This is a messenger RNA of Melanotaenia boesemani (Boeseman's rainbowfish), 2644 nucleotides long. RefSeq names its product interleukin-18 receptor accessory protein-like. Gene Ontology annotation, biological process: interleukin-18-mediated signaling pathway. Gene Ontology annotation, molecular function: interleukin-18 receptor activity. The record is from RefSeq and is a predicted model, not a curated record. Lineage: Eukaryota; Metazoa; Chordata; Actinopteri; Atheriniformes; Melanotaeniidae.